CGGCGCUGUUGUUUACGGAACUCGGCGGGGGCUGAGCCCGCCGUCUUGCCCCCCGCCCAACGCCCAGGCCAUGCCACCCCAUCAGCGCGCGGAGCCGCGGCCGCCGGGCCUCUGGGGCUGAGCCGGGAGCCGAGAGCCUCGGGAGGAGGAGGCGCCGGCGGCGGAGCCGGAACAGGAGCGGCGGCGGCGGGCAGCGCGGCGGACCCAGUACUAUGGCUAUGUACUGCUAUGCACUCAACAGCCUGGUGAUCAUGAAUAGCGCCAGCCAGGUGAAGAGCGGCGGUGGCCCUCGGCCCAGCAGCAGCGAGACGCCCCCGGCGCCGAGGAGGGCCGUGUUGAGCCCCGGCAGCGUUUUCAGCCCCGGGAGUGGCUCCUCUUUCCUCUUCCCCGCAGCCGAGUCGUCGCCGGAGGAGCCCGGGAGCCCCCCGGGCUGGCGGAGUGGCCGGCGCAGGCUGAAUAGUAGCAGCGGCAGCGGCAGCGGCAGCAGCGUGGGCAGCCCGAGUUGGGCGGGUCGCCUAAGAGGCGACGGGCAGCAGCAUGUGGUGACCACCGGUACCCUCUCUCCCCCGGGGCCGGAGGAGGCCAAAAGGAAGCUUCGAAUCCUACAGCGCGAGCUGCAGAACGUGCAGGUGAACCAGAAAGUGGGCAUGUUCGAGGCGCACAUCCAGGCGCAGAGCUCCGCCACUCAAGGGCCUCGAAGCCCGCGUUUGGGCAGGGCUCGAUCGCCCUCCCCGUGCCCCUUCCGCAGCAUCAGUCAGCCCCCAGGGAGGGUCCUGGCUCAGAGUGAUGGGCGGCGGACAAAGUCCUGGGGGGAACAAUGUCCGGAGACUUCAGAGGCCGACUCCGGGAAAAGAGGAGGGUCGCCCAGCCAACGCCUCUCGAAGGACAAAGAGGGAGUAGCACCUUUACCCGGCCCUGCUGCCCCGGCAGGAUCAGCGGCUCAGGGUCCAGGCGCUUCGGUGAAAAUGAGGAAGCCGGUCCUGGCCGGACCCCAUUGUGGCUCACCCAUUGCUAUGGAAGUUGACAAGAGGGUUUCUCCUCCUUUGGGAACUCAGAAUUACCAAGCUCCCCCGUUGGGGCUGGUCGGAGUGAACUUAACGAUGGCCACAGAAGUGGCAGCGAGAGCCACAUCCACUGGGCCACACCAUCCACAGGACCCUGCCCUCACUGAGCUGUCUGAGAGGGCCCGCGAGCUUGGGGGUGCGUACCCUUGGGAGGCCCUGGCCGAGAGUCAGGGGAGGUCUUUGGGCAGUGAGACAAGUCCGGCCCCAGAGACGGGCGGGCCUCGCAGUGGAGAGCCCCCUGGGAAGGUGGGGAGAGGAAAUCUGCCCGGUGGCAUGCCGGGCUCCGGGGCGCCUGAAGCGGACAAAAGGCCAGAGGAGAGGACUGUGAACGCGCAAAGUCCGGCGGACUCCUCUGAGGCCCCGAGCUGGUUCAGGCAGCCCAGAGACCGGGGCUCAGUAGGCUCCGAGGGGACCCAGAGUGGGGCCCUAGUGGCCAGGGAGGCACUGCCGCACUCCAACAGAGUGGAUGAAGGGUCUGCGUCGCUGGGCUUGCUUGGGGGCAGCAGCUCAGCACAGCCAGGCCCGGGGGAGGUGGAGGCGGGGAUUCCCUCUGGCGGAAUGCUGGAGCCUUUGCCCUGUUGGGAAGCAAAAGAUCUGAAAGAACCUCAGUGCCUUCCUGGGGACAGGGUGGGUGUGCAGCCUGGGAGCUCCAGGGUUUGGCUGGGCUCCAUGGAAGAAGCGGGUCUGGCCUGGACGUGUGUCACAGGGGUACAAUCCGAGGGGACUUGGGGAAGCCAGCCUCAGGGCAGAGAUGCCCACCCCAGCCCAGAGCAGCUCUCCCCAGAUCAGAAGGACAAGCCUUCCCGGGGAGAGGCCUGCAGCCGAAGCAAUAUCCCUGCCGUCAUCAUUACAGACAUGGGUGCCCAGGAGGAUGGUGCCUUGGAGGAGGCACAGGGAAGCCCUCGGGGCGGCCUGCCGCUGAGGAAACUGUCCUCUUCCUCUGCGUCUUCCACUGGCUUUUCCUCCUCCUAUGAGGACUCGGAGGAGGACAUCUCCAGUGACCCUGAGCGCUGCCUGGACCCCAACUCUGCCUUCCUGCAUACCCUGGACCAGCAGAAGCCCAGAGUGAGCAAAUCAUGGAGGAAAAUAAAAAACAUGGUGCACUGGUCUCCCUUUGUCAUGUCCUUCAAGAAGAAAUACCCCUGGAUCCAGCUGGCAGGACACGCAGGGAGCUUCAAGGCGGCUGCCAAUGGCAGGAUUCUGAAGAAGCACUGUGAGUCGGAGCAGCGCUGCCUGGACCGGCUGAUGGCCGACGUGCUGAGACCCUACGUGCCUGCCUACCACGGGGACGUGGUGAAGGACGGCGAGCGCUACAACCAGAUGGACGACCUGCUGGCCGACUUCGACUCGCCGUGCGUGAUGGACUGCAAGAUGGGCGUCAGGACCUACCUGGAGGAGGAACUCACCAAGGCCCGGAAGAAACCCAGCCUCCGGAAGGACAUGUACCAGAAGAUGAUAGAGGUGGACCCAGAGGCCCCUACCGAGGAGGAGAAAGCCCAGCGGGCUGUGACCAAGCCGCGGUACAUGCAGUGGAGAGAGACCAUCAGCUCCACGGCCACGCUCGGGUUCAGGAUCGAGGGCAUCAAGAAAGAAGAUGGCUCCGUGAACCGGGACUUCAAGAAGACCAAAACGAGGGAGCAGGUGAUCGAGGCCUUCAGAGAAUUCACUAAAGGAAACCGGAACAUCCUGAUCGCCUACCGGGACCGGCUGAAGGACAUUCGGGCCACCCUGGAAGUCUCUCCCUUCUUCAAGUGCCAUGAGGUCAUCGGCAGCUCCCUCCUCUUCAUCCACGACAAGAAGGAACAGGCCAAGGUGUGGAUGAUCGACUUUGGGAAAACCACGCCCCUGCCCGAGGGCCAGACCCUGCAGCACGACAUCCCGUGGCAGGAAGGGAACCGGGAGGACGGUUACCUGUCGGGUCUGAACAACCUCGUCGACAUCCUGACGGAAAUGUGCCCGGGCGCCCCCCUCUCCUGAGGCCACCCUCCGCCCCACCUCGUCGCCACCCUGGCCUCUUAUCCCCCCUUGCUUCCCUUCUCCUUCUGAAUUUUUCCUUCACUUCCACCUGGGUGCAAGCCCUAGAACUGACCCUCCCGAACAGCACUACAAGACACUUUGUAGAUGAGAUGAGAUUUUCUAGUUAUU
This is a messenger RNA of Lipotes vexillifer (Yangtze River dolphin), 3209 nucleotides long. RefSeq names its product inositol-trisphosphate 3-kinase B (gene ITPKB). Bases 213 to 3041 code for a protein of 942 amino acids. Gene Ontology annotation, cellular component: cytoplasm; nucleus. The record is from RefSeq and is a predicted model, not a curated record. Gene Ontology annotation, biological process: inositol phosphate biosynthetic process; phosphatidylinositol phosphate biosynthetic process. Gene Ontology annotation, molecular function: inositol hexakisphosphate kinase activity. The transcript has 7 exons. NCBI's taxonomy places the organism in Eukaryota, Metazoa, Chordata, Mammalia, Artiodactyla, Lipotidae.